AUGUCAGGUAGCGCCGGUUUCGACAGACAUAUUACCAUCUUCUCAGACACAGGAAGAUUGUACCAAGUUGAAUAUGCUUUCAAGGCCAUCACAGCUGCGAAUAUUACCUCCAUCGGGGUCAGAGGCAAGGACUGCGCUGUAGUCAUCUCGCAGAAGAAAGUCCCAGAUAAGCUUCUUGACCCGGCAUCUGUCACAUAUAUCUUCCAGCUUUCACCAUCUGUCGGAUGCGUUAUGACCGGGUCUAUCGCCGAUGCCCGCGCAUCAGUUACUCGUGCUCGCGGUGAAGCGGCUGAGUUUAGAUACAAGUUUGGUUAUGAAAUGCCAUGCGACGUCCUAGCGAAAAGACUUGCAAACAUCAACCAGGUGUAUACCCAACGUGCCUACAUGCGUCCCCUCGGUGUCUCCAUGACAUUAAUCUCCAUUGAUGACGAGAAUGGCCCGCAACUCUUCAAGACCGACCCUGCUGGAUACUACGUAGGAUACAAAGCUACCGCGUCUGGUCCCAAGCAGCAGGAAGCCCUCAACCAUCUUGAGAAGAAGCUCAAGAACAAGGAAUGUGCUGGUGGCGACUGGAAAGAAGUCGUAGAACUUGGUAUCUCGGCACUGAGCGCGGUAUUGAGUGUAGACUUUAAGAGCGGAGAGGUGGAGGUGGGUGUUGUCGGGGCCGAGGGAGAGCCUGGUUUUAGGAAAUUGACCAUCGACGAGAUCGAUGAAAGGCUACAGAGCAUUGCAGACAAGGAUUAA
This is a messenger RNA of Morchella importuna, 744 nucleotides long. RefSeq lists its product as uncharacterized. Gene Ontology annotation, cellular component: nucleus; proteasome core complex, alpha-subunit complex; cytosol. The record is from RefSeq and is a predicted model, not a curated record. Gene Ontology annotation, biological process: ubiquitin-dependent protein catabolic process. Lineage: Eukaryota; Fungi; Ascomycota; Pezizomycetes; Pezizales; Morchellaceae. The transcript is spliced from 5 exons. The coding region runs from base 1 to 744 and encodes 247 amino acids.